Lethenteron reissneri (Far Eastern brook lamprey) is the source of this 6555-nucleotide messenger RNA. Its product is annotated as forkhead box protein J2-like. Gene Ontology annotation, biological process: regulation of transcription by RNA polymerase II. Gene Ontology annotation, molecular function: DNA-binding transcription factor activity, RNA polymerase II-specific; RNA polymerase II cis-regulatory region sequence-specific DNA binding. Gene Ontology annotation, cellular component: nucleus. Lineage: Eukaryota; Metazoa; Chordata; Hyperoartia; Petromyzontiformes; Petromyzontidae. The record is from RefSeq and is a predicted model, not a curated record.
UACUGCAGAGCGAUAAUGGCUGGUGGUUGAAAAUAAUUGCAAGACAACCAAGACAGAGCACGGCCGAAGCGGAGAUGUAGCGAUUCAAUCGGCGAAGAAGUGAGAUGUAUUGCUGCAUCGCGAAACGGAGGACGUGGAGCUGAGUGGACUUGCCGAUGACUGGUACCAGCGGUGUCAAGAUCGGCCUCAGCGGAGGAGGCUCGUGAAGGACGCUACUGGGCAGUUGGAGGCAGUCGCCCUCCAACAACAACGGAGGGCGGAGGAACGACGCUCACAACAACGAGCGGAGCGCCGGGUGGCUAAAGCACACGCAUUAUGCAAUACACUCGGCGAAAACGCCAAACCUCACGAACAAACCCCGACAACCACCGCCACGACGCACGACAAUUAUCCCAAACCCAAAACGUCAACGAGGCGGGUGUGCAGCACGCAGAUUGAAAAUCCCCACAAUUUUAAGCGAAUAAACUAAAACAAAAGUGUGUAGCGAGCGAGCGAGCGGGCGAAGCGCCGCGCUGGCGGAGAGAGACGCGACGCGGUGAAGAGGCGCGAGCAAUCAACAUGGCGGCGAGUCGCCUCGCCUAGGCCGCUCCGCCUCUCCGCGCUCCCCUCCUCCUCCUCCUCCCGCGCCUCCACAGAGCCGAGAGCUCCGCGCUGCCUCCCCGCGCCGACGCCGACGACCCCGACGACGCCGCCGCCUUCGUUCGACGUCUCUCCCCGUCUCGGUUCGGCCGUGCGAGUGCGCCGCGGAGGCGGUACAAAGUGUCCCCGAGGAUUUUUUCCAUUAAAGCGGAGAAAUGGCGUCAGAACUUGAAAGCAGUUUGACAUCUAUGGACUGGCUUCCACAAAUAGCAUUACAAACAGCUGCUGCAGCCGCCGCUGCGUCCAAGCACUCCGCUUCGGCCUCCGGCGCCGGCUCUGGCUCGGAUUCGAGCUCGGGUACGCUUCGGAGAACGCCCGGCUCCCCGGCAGGCGCGGCUCGCUCCUCGUCCGAGCCCGACGAGAGCCCGCAGGCUUGCAGCACCGGCAGCAAGGACGGCAAGCCGCCCUACAGUUACGCCAACCUCAUCACCUUUGCCAUCAACAGCUCCGCUCGCAAGCGGAUGACACUCAGCGAGAUCUACCAGUGGAUCUGCGACAACUUCCCCUACUACAAGGAGGCUGGAAUCGGCUGGAAGAACUCAAUCCGUCAUAACCUAUCUCUGAACAAGUGCUUCAUCAAAGUGCCUCGCUCAAGAGAUGACCCUGGAAAGGGAUCCUACUGGGCGAUCGACCAGAAUCCUUCGGAUGAAAAUUCAUCAACCAGACCCAAAAAGCGGCCACGGUCAAAUGACAGGGUUCCGCUGACAUCCCCCAACCAGGAGGCGGAUGCGCAGCAGGCGGGCGGUGCGCAGACCAACCCGCAGCUUUACACCAUGCCUAGUCCCCAGGCACAGAUGCCCUACAGCAGCCCCAACACAACGGGCGGCGGCAGCAGCAGCAGUAGCAGUGGCGGCACGCAUGGACAGUUCAAGAUCGCCAAGACGCAGACCAGCACGCAGAGCCAGUUCACCAUCACGAGCGCGCAGCCGAACUCGCAGAUGCCGUACAGCAUGCAGAGCACACAGGCCAGUGCAUCCUCCAGUCCCUUCAGUGUGGCCAAGGCCCAGGGCAACUCGCAGCAGCAGCACCAGUUUGCUGUGUCUGGUACUCAGAAGAGCCCCCAGGGGCAGGACUCGCAGUCGAGCACCCCUCCCCACUACGGCAUGGCUAGUGCGCAGCAGGCGCAUGCGCAGAGCACGCCGCCGUACGUGCUGCCAGAUUCGCCACCACGCAGCACCAAGAAGCCCAAGAUGUACGUGCCGGCGAGCGGAGCGCAGGGACAAUUUUCGGUGGCCGACUCGCCGACCAGCAGCCAGAGCGGCUACAGUAUCCCAAACACACAGGCGGCGGCCGAGGGCACGUACAGCGUUCCGAGCGUGCAGUCGGACGCGCUGAGUGCGCAGCCUUACAAGAUGGCAGAGGCGGCGCCCUACGGCAUGCCCAACUCACACGGGCAGACGGCCGCGCGGGGCAUGUACGACAUGCCAGGCGCACGUGGCCGCUACGGGAUGGGCAGGACGCACGCGGCGCACGCCAGCGCGGUGCAGCCUUACGCUAUCCCGCACUCGCUGGCCACGCCGCAGAACCAAUUUGGAGUUGGUGGAGCGCAAGCUGGUGGACACGGCAAUCAAGCCUAUGGCUUGGGGCCAUCCCAGCCCGGUGGCAGCACACGGAUGUACCAAUCCUCGGGCACCAAAAUGGGCUACGGAGAGCAGCCUGGCGGCUCCUACGGGCAGUACCCGACCACGGCAUUUGGCACGCACGCGCCCAGCGCACCAGGACACGCGCACAACCCCGGCACGCCCACGCACACCACCCCGACGCCGGCGGAGCCCUUCGACUCGCAGCUUGGCGGUGCCGAUGGCAGCCGGGAGCCAUCGGAGCCGGUGGGGCGUGACGGCGGACCCGACGACAAGCUGCACUUUAACAUGCAGGGCAACGCCGACGAUCUCAGCCAGUCCUUCCGUAGCCUCUACCGCAAUGUUUUUCAGGGAAUGAUAAACCCAGCGGCACAAGGCGGCGUUGGCGAUGGGGCAGGCAGCGCGCCAUCGGCCGAGCACUUGGGCCACGCCACCCACCAGGCUGUGACGCACCCCACGCCACGCCUCUCCCACCAGGGACCCACCGGCUGCCCGUAUGGGACCAACGCGGGUCACGCCGCACAGGGCGUUGGCAACGGAGGCCCACUACCGAGUCCCGGGCUCUGGUCUAACCUGGACCUGCUGAAGGAGAGCUGUCGACGAGCCUCCAGCUUCAAUUGGGCCGAAGUGGACAUGUCCCAGUAUCAAGAGUUGCUGGAGAGCAUGCGGCGGGCAGACAUGAACAACUGGUGCCUGGACACGAGCCAACUGGCCGACCUGUGCUCCUCCCUGGGACACUUCUUCUCCCAGACUGGGCUCUUCCAGCCAGUGGGCCGAGACCAGCUGCCAAGUGCCCCUUCACGUGCAAUGUAUGGAACACCUGGAAACAUGGUGGGGGCCUCGGGCUAUCCACACCUCACUGCGCCAAGCAACGCAAACGCUCACCCAGGCCAACCCCCGCCCUUGUACCACCUACCACUGCCACAGCGACGCAUCAGCCAAGAGGAGAUAGAGAACGACUUUGACUGGGAUUCCAUUGUGUGAGGCCUGCGUGGCGAGCGGGAUGGCCUGAGUGGAUGAGCGCCGCUCCACACAAGCAAACUUGAAAACUGUAAACUCUACAAAACACUUUUCUGAGAAGGUGGAUAGGAAUUUUAGUUGAAAAUCCUACUUCACGCAGUUGGCAAAUGGUAAAUGUACCAACUAAAAAAAAAACAAAUGUCUUAAAUAUGGAAGUAAGUUUUACACACUGGGGCACAAUGACAUUAAGGUUGUGGGAAAAGAAAUACAUUUGGGAAGGGUUCUUUUUGCACAUUAAAUAUGGGAAACUGCGGAAAUGAAAAUGUUUUUAUUCUUCAAAGAUACGUUUAUAAACGUAUCCUAAAAACAAGUAUUACAAACACCUGGUCCAAAGGGAUGUCUGUAAUAAAGUUUAAAAUUACGUCCCCUGAGCGUGCCAAUAAGAAAGAUACAGUAAUAUAAACGAAAAUAUGUGAUAGUAAUAUAAAAUCUAUUAAUUUCUAUAUAUGAACAUAGUUGAAUAUAUAUGUGGAUGCAUAAAAAUAAAGCGUUGGGCAACGAGAGGGGGGAAAGUGAGCGGGCACGUCGACACCACAGUUUCGGCGCUUUUCCACCUCCUCCGCUGCCACCGCCACCAGACGACCCAUAAUUGCGUUCUGGAGGGUUUUUGUCCACAGACAAUCAUUUUAAAUGUUUUAUAGACGCGAGGUUAAAUGUGCACAAAGUGUAGUAGAUUGGUUGGAAGAGAAAAUCAAGGAUACAGUUCAAAGUGGGCCCUGUUUUUUGAAGACGGUGCACAAAGCAGGUGCUGCUGCCACACUCGUCAAUUUAUUUUUUUUGUUUUUGGAAAACGAGCUUGGGGGCUCAACAUUAUUUUUCAAAACAAACUGCCAUGCUUCUUCUUGGGAGCAGAAAACUUGUGCAAAUACAUAUUUUAAAUGGUCAAAAAAUAUAUAUUUAGAGGGUUGAAAAGUUGUGUGGCUUUGGCGCGUGGGUUGGGAGCGAGCUGGGGGCAUCGUUGUACCCCGCACGGUGCUACAAGGGCCGCGCGGCCUCACGGCAUGUGUGACUAUCGAACGUUUCAUACCGUUUUGAUACAAGACUUGAUAUUGAUGUACUAUCAAUUGAAUUAUUUCCACAUUAUUGGAAUCGAUAUUUUUUUACCCAUUUGGCCAAAUUCGGAUUGUCAAUUUGAUCAUGUACAUACCCAAAAAUAUAUAAUGCUUAAAAGCGUAAUGUGAACUUUUAACCCCCUUGUAACAUCUGCUUUGAGGCUUUUGUAGUUUUUUUCCCCCUUAGAUUUAAAAAAUCUUGUCGUGAAUGAUUUUUUAGUUUUUUUUUUAUUUAAACAGAUGCCAGCGAUAGACCUCAGUCUAAGCAGAUUUUGUUGCUGGGGUGAAUGCUUUGUUUAACGUACAGUGAAAUUAUUGAUAUCGCAUCGAUAUUGUGGUACAUCGCUUGAUAUCGUAUCGAUAUAGUGCGGAGCGCAGGAAAGAGAUAUCUCACAUCCGUGGUGGUGGUGGUGGUGGUGGUGGCAUGUCGGCUCACGGGUGGAGCGAUGGCAGGGCUGGAAUGUUGUGUGGGAUGGGGUUUUUACAGUUUGGAAUGGGUGGGGAGUAGAGGUGUAGCUGUAAUCGGGGAAGGGAUGGGCGGGCCAUGAGGGAGUGCAGUACUUCGAUGCCGUCCUGUGAGCCCGUCUACCUUGUCCACCCCAGGGGCGGCGUGGCAUGGUGGUGGACACACCGAGGAGCCCCCACAGUGCCAUGGGCCCUAUGGCUCUCCCUCGGGCCAGCAGCUGCCCGCCCAGCUAUGUGCUGCUGGCAACGCGGUUCGCGUGACAGUGCGAGCACACGAUGAUGAGUCUGUGCUUUUGUAUUACUGAUGUAAGUGGUCUGUGUGGUCAUGACGUGAUGAUGCUAGCCAUGCGGUAGCGUAACGCAAUGUCAAUUAUGUAAACCUUUUUGAAUUUUUUUUAACGGUCAUUUUUACGUACGUUGCCCACAAUGCUUUGCAUUGUAUGCUAAUGAGCUGGCUAUUUUCCUCGUUGAUUGGCUGAAAGAUUGCUGUGUGUUUGUGGCGUGAUGUGUUAAUUAUCGUGCAAAUUAAAGCAACAAUUACUGCCUUAAUUGCUUAAUUUGCAUAAAACACUAUAGGCACUUUGCUUUGUACUUACCGCCAGUAAAAACGUAUCUUAUUGGUCAGCACUUAACCUUUUUACAGUAAAACCGUUUAUGAUUGGUUAGGAAGGCGGCAUCUACUCUAAAAUAUUGGGAUGUAAUGGAAAUGAGGCUUAAUAGUUUAAUAUUUCUUAUAAGAUCAUUAAAUCACAAAUUAAUGUAGGUCGGCAUGAAAAUGUUUACAUUUUAGCACCUGUAAGGCGACUGGGUUCUGUGCCAUUUCAGAUGAACGUUGGCGACUUAUGGAGGCACCAUCCGAGUAGCCUUACUCAUGUGACAGCCCAAAUCCCUUUUGUAAAUUUUCUCUUCAGUUUUUAACGCUUAAUGCAAUAUAAUGAAUGAAUAUACAAUUAAUAAAUUGCAUGUAAGUUCUUAUUUAUUUUUUUUUGUUAAUUUUCAUAUUUCAAUGAGACCAUGGUUUUACUGUAAAAUAGAUUUUGACCAAUCACAAACGGUUUUACUAGAUAUAUAAAACAUCCUUAUGUGUAUAUAUUCAACUUACAGUUUUUUGUGUGUACAUAUAUUUAUACAUAUGUGUUUAAGCUUUAAGUGUCAUAUACUAUCAUAAUAAAAAAAAAGAAUUAUAAGAAAAAAAAAUAAUUAUCGUUCGGCUUGUUAGCGCUUUGAGAAUGGCGCCAUUGGGUUGAUUUUUUUGUAAAUUUUUACGGAAUUUAUUGUCGUGACAGUCACUGACACAGCGGUGACCCUUGGAAGUAUGUAGUGUAACGGUGCGUGGUGCUUAGAGCUUCUGUGUGGUGUCUGUGGCCUACAACCCAAACGCUCCCGCUCUGCCUUGUGUACACAGCUGUGCAACUUCACCGCAAAUACUAUUUACAUGCAAAUCUAAAUCCCGAGGUAUCGUACACACAGUACACAUAGUUGUAAUGUAUAUGUGAUUGUGUGUAUAUGUAUAUACAGUGUGUGUGUGUCUACAUAUUUAGUACAGACACGUGCAUAUUUAUGUAAUGCACACACACAAACACUUGGUAGGCCAUAAGGUAACAGCAGAAUAAGUAUAAUGUAUGUCGGGUUGAAACCCCACCCCGUCUGGUGUCUGACCCCAGCUGUUGCUCGAUAUAGUCCUGUCCCCGGUUCUUUAACUUUUGUUUAUAUCGUAUGUAUUUUAACAGCUUUCCAUGUCAGACUUGUGUGGUAUAGCGGCUUGAUACUGUUGAAGCAAUAAACGGUGUUUGUAAGGA